Molecule: messenger RNA, 213 nt
Organism: Rhizophagus irregularis DAOM 181602=DAOM 197198
Lineage: Eukaryota; Fungi; Glomeromycota; Glomeromycetes; Glomerales; Glomeraceae
Source: RefSeq, a predicted model, not a curated record
AUGAAUUACGAACUCACUCAAAAUUUAUCUAAAGAUACAUCAAAUCUAGUUAAAGAUACCAGUGUUCAUGAUUCAAAUUAUUUUAAAAAAGCAUUUUCUGAACAAUGGGCAAGGAAAGAAGAAGAAUUUUUUAUUUCCAAUCAACCUAAUAUCUCUCCUACAGUGUUUGAAGUUCUUAUAAAGUUAAUUGUAUUGAAUAUCUUAGCGACCUAG